Messenger RNA from Blastomyces gilchristii SLH14081, 1854 nucleotides. RefSeq lists its product as uncharacterized. NCBI's taxonomy places the organism in Eukaryota, Fungi, Ascomycota, Eurotiomycetes, Onygenales, Ajellomycetaceae. The coding region runs from base 816 to 1142 and encodes 108 amino acids. The transcript is spliced from 2 exons. The record is from RefSeq and is a predicted model, not a curated record.
CGUGAAGCUGGAGCUCGGAGGCCGUGAUGUUAUCGGGGCAGGAUGGGUGGAUUACAUAAAUGUGGAAGAUUCGUUUAUGUGGUCUUCCAACAUGUUUUACUUUAUUGCUAAGAUUUCAUCUCGCCGGUACGAUGGUUCAAAUCUACGGAGACUUCCGUUCAAACCCCUUCCAUGACCGUUAUCUAGCUCAUCAUAUCCCGUCAUGAAUUGAAUGCUGUGCUGUACUGUACUGUGCCUCCACUCUUUUCGGCCAACGGUUCCGCUAUGUCCUCAUUCCUAUGACACAUAUAUUGCAAGGGGACAGACAAGACGUAGGAGACGUGCGGCUAUUGCAAAAAUGGAUCUCAACACGUCCUAUGGAGCUGGUUUAACUUACGAAUCUGUCUAGCUUCGCCGAGAGUUUAUGAUUCGUUAUAGUUUCAUCCUGUUCUUGAAAGAUCCGUCUCCGCGCCCUAUGCCGGGAUUGCUUUGGAUGGGUUCGAUUUUUAUACGCUCUUUCAGAUUGUGUUCACUACUUUAGCAUGGACUUCCCCCUCCAGACCAUUAUACAGAAGGGCGAGUUUUAUCAAUGAUCAAAACUUGCGUGCGUUUCUCGAAAUGAGCUAUAUACUAUUCGAGUUGAAUUUCUACAAUGUCGAGCCGUAUUGCAACUUAAUUUUCUUUUCUUUUCUUUCAUCAUGGAGGAAUGAAAUGCACUAGUUGAGUACAAUAUGAUGUGUAGUAUUUCUCACCCCCAGACAGACCAUCUGCUGUCAUUAUCUAAUAUUCCAGAGCAGAAAGUUUUCCGAGAGCAAGUCGAUCAUUAAUGACAAGACAUGGUUAACGUUCUUUUCUCUAGAAGUCUUCCUGCCGAACCCCGAUUCAACACGGAACUACCCUCUGAGCUCACUCAAAUACAGCUGUUAGCUGAGGUCCUGACGGGGGUGAAACUCACGAAAGGUUUUUUGAAGCAGAAGAAAGUUGGGCAAUUUUGGAUUGUUUCUCGGAGGACUUUACGCGUCACUAGCGGAGAUAGCAGAAAGCUAGCUAGCAUUUCUCCCAGGGAAGAAGCGGAGGAUACGAUGGCCGUCUCCUACCGGAUUCUAACGAUGGGUCAGAGACCCCAUCGCAGUGGCGAAUUUUUUGGCCUCAUGCUAUCCUGAAGGAUAGGUCACAUCUGCGAAGCAAUGUGAAUGGGCAUAUAUCUGCGGUGAACUAUCUGGAGAUAUUAGAGUUAUGGGGCGCUUUUCAAUGUUUGCGGGAGGAUCCCGGAUGCGCAGAAGAUCUUUACAGCGUAUGAACAAGUAAACCCGUUGUGCCCAAGGAUUGGCGUCUCUUGUGAUCGACAAAUCUUAUUUCUCAGUGUUUACGAACGUGAGGAAUUGAUUUUGACAUCCCGUGGAUGCACAUAACAAACCUAAACAUCUGGCGGCUAGUCCAGCAGCGCCUUGGUAAUGAUUCCGACGUUGCACGUCGUUCCUACCCAUGGUUCAUGCUCACAUUUAUUCAUUGUUGUUACUCUUUGGAAAAGAAAGAAAGGCGCACGAAAAGGGAAAGGGGAAAACUGGGACGACAAUCGGACCAAAAUAUAAAAUGUAAGUCAGGAUGAGUGCAAAAAUAUUGGGAAAAUCUCCUUGUAGAUUGAUCUAGGACCACCCUCUGACCUGGCCGAGUGUCCAAUUUUUUGAUUCUAUCUAAGCAGAACGUCAUGUAAAUCCUUAACUCGUUGAGCCAAUAAGCCGAUCUGAUUGUAAAUGUUGGUGUGAUUCAUAUGCAGCAAGCAAGGACUCUCUAAUUUCAUCCUUUUCACGAACCUUGUUUAAGAAAAUAAUAACAAUAACUCUUGCGCUAUAUCUAUUUAACCAAUCGAGACGG